AUGACUGCUCUAUUCCUCCCUCAUUCGUUGGCCGGCUACCCAAAAGUUGAGUUUGUUUCCCUCCCUACCGUUGAUGCGCAGAACCGGCGUCGCCCCCAAAUCAAAUUCUCCCGUUGUCCAUUAAUACUCCGACCAGCAACUGCUCCGUUCCUUUCUCCUUCACUAGCCGACUACCCAAAAGCUGAGUUUGUUUCCCUCCCUACCGCCUGCUCGCAGAACCUGUUCCCAGCUAUUAAUCUCUUGAUUGAGGAUGAAGAAGAUGACAUGCAAAGAGAUGAAGAUGAAGAAGAUGACAUGGAAGGAAAUGAAAAUGAUGAUGACGAUGAAGAUGAACUUGAAGACGACGCUUGUGAAACUUUUAGUGAUGAUAAUGAUAAUAAUAAAGAACAUGAGUUUGCUUAUUCUGAAAGUGCAUCGGUAGAGCAAGUAGAAAAUGAGACAUCUACUCACGAUUCUAAUAGAUCCCCAUCUAUUGAUUUAGGUGCAAGUGUAGAUGACACAUCUUCAAGGUCAAGGGGUAAGUGGCCUAGUGUAGGGUUACAGACUCCUAUAGAUCCAUUCGACAGAUUGCGUAUAACUCCUAUUGGGGAGAGGUUAUUGAUUCAGAAGGAGAAUUUUCUUUGUAAGACUGAUGAAGCUGGGGAUGAGGGAAUCAUUGCUCAAAUGUCUCAAAUUAGCCUUUCUAAGGAUCAGAUUCAUAAACUCAUGUCUCUCAUCAAUGAACAGCCAUCAACCAAUCAUCAAGACAUUGCUACAACAUCAACAUCAAAUCAACAGAGUAAAACUGCUUUGGUGAAUUCAACUAUGGCAGGUACUACUAAUCAUAUAGCUUAUAAUCUGAAAUAUUUUAUUGCCAAUAGGAAACAGCAUCAAUCAGCUUCAAAUUUUGAUUUUGAACCACCUUAUUCCCAUAUUGAUCAUUCACUUAUUCACCCACUAGUCAUUCAAGAUACACUUCCUGUUGAUCAUACUCUUCAACAACAUUCUGUUAAUAGUCCUGUUGCUAAUAAUUCUUCUGAUCCUGUUGUUGAUAAUCUUGAUUCUAUCUCUAGCAAUGAUCUGUCUAAUUUGAAUGUUGAUCUAUCUAAUUUGAAUGUUGACCUGCCUGACUUGAGUGCACCUAUAGUUUUACCUGUUGAAGAACCACAAUCUUUUAAUUCUCCUUCCAACCUUAGAAAAAGCACUAGACAAAGACACCCACCAAAAUAUCUUGAAGCCUAUCAUUGUACUUUUCCUACACAAGCCAAUCUUGUUACCAAAUAUCCUAUCACCAAAUAUUUGUCUAGUGAACAACUUUCACCUACUUAUAAAGCUUUUACAGUGGCCUUGUCUCAUAUACCUGAACCCAUCUAUUAUCAUCAAGCUGUAAAAUAUGUUCAAUGGAAGGAGGUUAUGAAAUUUGAAUUAGAUGCUUUAGAGGUAAAUGCGACAUGGACAGUGGUGCCUUUACCUCCUAAUUGUCAUGCCAUUAGGUGUAAGUGGGUCUACAAAAUCAAGUUAAAUGCUUAUGGUUCUGUUGAAAGAUAUAAAGCACGAUUAGUGGCAAAGGGUUAUAGUCAGAGGGCAGGGUUUGAUUAUCAAGAUACAUUUAGUCCCGUGGUUAAACAUACCACUGUUCGAUUGUUUUUAGCAUUGGCAGCCAUUAAAAGCUGGUUUUUUACUCAGCUUGAUAUUAAUAAUGCUUUCUUGAUUGGGGUUUGA
Messenger RNA from Theobroma cacao (cacao), 1701 nucleotides. The record is from RefSeq and is a predicted model, not a curated record. Lineage: Eukaryota; Viridiplantae; Streptophyta; Magnoliopsida; Malvales; Malvaceae.